AUGGGAACAAAAAAAAAGUCUGACAUUUACUCAGUCGAGAUCAGUGGAACAAAGGAUUUAGAAGUAACGGGCAAAGAGGAUGAAAAAGAAAAGUACAAAGAUUUGAAAGGGAACAAGAAAAAGGGCAAGACCGAAGACCUCAAGAAAGAGCUGGACCUGAAUGAUCACAGACUCAGCAUUCAAGAACUGGAAGAAAAAUAUGGCACAAAUAUAGUUAAAGGUCUUACAAGUGCAAGAGCUGCAGAGGUUCUGGCCAGAGAUGGUCCUAAUGCUCUUACUCCCCCCAAAUCGACUCCUGAAAUCAUCAAGUUUCUCAAACAAAUGAUAGGAGGCUUUUCCCUUCUCUUGUGGGUUGGUGCCGUUCUCUGCUGGAUUGCCUUUGGGAUUCAGUACGCUCAGAAAGUUUCUUCAGCAUUUGACAAUCUCUACCUGGGUGUCGUCCUUGCCUUGGUUGUAAUUCUUACUGGAAUGUUUGCUUAUUAUCAAGAAGCUAAAAGUACAAACAUAAUGUCCAGCUUCAGUAAAAUGAUCCCACAGCAAGCCCUUGUGCUCAGAGAUGCAGAGAAAAAAGAAGUACCAGCAGAUCAACUAGUGGUGGGUGACAUUGUCGAAAUCAAAGGUGGGGACAGAAUACCAGCUGACAUCAGGCUAAUCGCCAGUCAGGGUUGUAAGGUGGAUAAUUCUUCCCUCACUGGGGAGUCAGAGCCACAGUCCCGGUCCUGCGAAUUCACGCAUGAAAACCCACUGGAGACCAAAAAUAUUGCUUUCUACUCCACGACUUGCUUGGAAGGCACUGCUACUGGCAUAGUCAUCAAUACAGGCGAUAAAACCAUAAUUGGGCGGAUUGCGUCGCUCGCGUCUGGUGUCGGGAAUGAGAAGACACCAAUUGCCCUUGAGAUAGAACACUUUGUGCAUAUUGUGGCUGCUGUAGCUAUCUCAAUAGGGGUGCUCUUCUUCAUCAUUGCCGUCUCCAUGCGUUAUCAUGUGCUGGAUUCCAUCAUCUUCCUCAUUGGCAUCAUUGUGGCCAAUGUACCGGAGGGGCUGCUGGCCACUGUUACUGUGAGUUUGUCUCUGACUGCAAAGAGAAUGGCCAAAAAGAACUGCCUGGUGAAGAACCUGGAAGCGGUUGAAACGCUGGGCUCUACUUCUAUCAUCUGUUCAGACAAGACGGGGACCUUGACGCAAAACAGAAUGACAGUCGCCCAUCUUUGGUUCGACAAUGCCAUUUACUCCGCUGACACCAGUGAAGACCAAUCAACCCAGACUUUUGAUCAAACAUCCGGCACAUGGACGGCAUUAUCAAAGAUUGUAUCCCUUUGCAACCGGGCGGAAUUCAGACCAGGGCAGGAAAACGAACCCAUCAUGAAGAGAAUUGUAGUGGGAGAUGCUUCAGAAACAGCAUUGCUGAAGUUUUCUGAAGUUGUUUUGGGAGAUGUGAUGGAAAUCAGAAAGAGAAAUAGGAAAGUGACUGAGAUCCCCUUCAAUUCCACAAAUAAGUUUCAGCUUUCCAUCCAUGAGACCGAUGAUCCCAAUGAUAAACGCUUCCUGCUGGUGAUGAAAGGUGCCCCUGAGAGGAUCCUGGAGAGGUGCAGCACCAUGAUGAUCAAUGGAAAAGAGGAGCCGCUUGACGAAGAGAAGGCAGAGGCUUUCCAAACAGCAUACAUGGCAUUGGGAGGCAUGGGAGAGCGGGUGCUGGGCUUCUGCCAUUUGUACUUACCUGAGGAAGAAUUUUCAGAGAUGUAUCCUUUUGAUACGGACUCCAUGAACUUCCCUACAUCCAAUCUUUGCUUUGUGGGGCUCAUGUCGAUGAUUGACCCUCCUCGUUCCACGGUCCCAGAUGCUGUCCUCAAAUGUCGGAGUGCUGGGAUCAAGGUGAUCAUGGUCACCGGUGAUCAUCCAAUCACAGCCAAAGCCAUUGCCAAAAGUGUAGGCAUCAUUUCAGCCACCAGUGAGACAGUGGAAGACAUUGCAAAGCGCCUCAAUAUACCAGUUGAGCAGGUGAACAAACGAGAAGCCAAAGCUGCGGUAGUGAAUGGGAUGGAGCUGAAGGAUAUGACAUCAGAACAGCUGGAUGACAUCCUGCUGCACCAUUCAGAAAUUGUCUUUGCUCGAACUUCACCUCAACAAAAACUGAUCAUAGUGGAGGGCUGCCAAAGACAGGAAGCAGUCGUUGCAGUGACUGGAGAUGGCGUCAAUGACUCCCCUGCUCUGAAGAAAGCCGACAUAGGGAUUGCGAUGGGAAUUGCGGGCUCCGAUGCAGCCAAGAAUGCGGCUGACAUGGUCUUGCUGGAUGACAAUUUUGCGUCUAUUGUCACCGGAGUAGAGGAAGGUCGCUUGAUCUUUGACAACCUGAAGAAAACGAUCGCCUACACCUUGACCAAAAACAUUGCUGAACUCUGUCCGUUCCUCAUCUAUAUCAUUGCAAGCAUCCCAUUACCCAUUGGCACCAUCACCAUACUUUUUAUUGACCUUGGCACCGACAUUAUCCCUUCCGUUGCGCUGGCCUAUGAAAAAGCUGAAAGUGAUAUCAUGAAAAGGAAGCCGCGUCAUAAGAAAAGGGACAGGCUGGUCAACCAGCAACUUGCAGUGUACUCCUAUUUGCAGAUUGGCAUUAUACAGUCCAUUGGAGCCUUCCUGGCCUACUUUACAGUUUAUGCUGAACAGGGCUGGCUGCCUUACUCCCUUCUCAACAUCCGAGUCAAGUGGGAAGAUCCAUCUAUCAAUGCCCUGGAGGACAGCUAUGGGCAAGAAUGGACUUUUGAGCAACGAAGAAACCUGCAGUAUCAUGGCUACACUGCCUUUUUUGUCAGCAUCACUAUUCAGCAAGUGGCUGACCUGAUCAUCCGCAAGACACGAAGGAAUUCCAUCUUCCAACAAGGGCUCUUCAGGAAUAAAGUAAUCUGGUUGGGCAUCAUCUCCCAGAUAGGAAUUGCUUUGAUUCUCUGCUAUGGCCUUGGAAGCGUUAAUGCCUUAAACUUCACGCCACUCCGGUUUCAGUAUUGGUUUGUUGCCAUGCCUUAUGCUUUCUUGAUAUGGGUCUAUGAUGAAAUUCGCAAGCUGUUCAUCAGGCGUUAUCCAGGAAGCUGGUGGGAUAAAAAUAUGUAUUACUGA
Messenger RNA from Varanus komodoensis (Komodo dragon), 3111 nucleotides. RefSeq names its product ATPase H+/K+ transporting non-gastric alpha2 subunit (gene ATP12A). The coding region runs from base 1 to 3111 and encodes 1036 amino acids. Gene Ontology annotation, cellular component: membrane. Lineage: Eukaryota; Metazoa; Chordata; Lepidosauria; Squamata; Varanidae. Gene Ontology annotation, biological process: sodium ion export across plasma membrane; intracellular sodium ion homeostasis; potassium ion import across plasma membrane. Gene Ontology annotation, molecular function: P-type sodium:potassium-exchanging transporter activity; ATP hydrolysis activity; ATP binding. The record is from RefSeq and is a predicted model, not a curated record. The transcript is spliced from 23 exons.